Messenger RNA from Prunus armeniaca (apricot), 276 nucleotides. The record is from the annotation of a GenBank genome assembly. Lineage: Eukaryota; Viridiplantae; Streptophyta; Magnoliopsida; Rosales; Rosaceae.
AUGGUUGACACAAGACGUACGAAGAGUAACGCCACCACGACGGGCCCAUCUCAUGGUUUCGUGGUGGAAACCUCAAUGCAACAGCACAGAAUCAUGCCUGCCAACACCCUGCAGCCGUCUUCAGCUGCUGGAAUUGCAGAACAGCCGCCACAUGACCCUGGGACCUCCAUAGCCUUGCAGUCGCUAGCGCCGAUUACCGGAGCUGCUCUGCCUCGCUGUCCUGCCGUCGGAGCACAGCAGCAGCCACACCACUUAACUACCGGACUUGCUGCAUAG